CCCCCUAAUUUUUACACAAAUCAAAUUCUUUCAGUUUCCCGGUACAACAAAUAUUCUCACCUGCAAAUUAUUCUUGAAUCUUGAUCAUUAUAUAUGGGUUCUACUGGUACAUUCCGCAGUCUUGAAAUCGAUGUCUUGUCUGCAGAAAAGCUACGGUUAGAUGGAAAAUCAGUGAAAAAGGACACGUUCGUGGUGGUUAGAGUUGAUCCUGUGAAUUACAAAUCAACAAAGGCUGAUCAUCAAGGAGGAAGCAAUCCUUCCUGGAAUGAGAAACUAGAGAUAGACAUGUCAAUGCACGUUCACUUUAUUACCCUAGAAGUACAAUGCAAGGUUGGGUCAGGGAAUAGAGUCAUCGGCAUUGCUAGCAUUCCUGUUUCUGAUUUUAUGGGUGGUUAUGCACCAGAAAAUUAUUUGCACUUCCUGAGUUAUCGGUUGAGGGAUUUGAGGGGUGAAAAGAACGGUAUCAUUAAUGUUUCCGUAAAAGUUAAGGGGGCAGCGCAUAUUGUAAUUCCAGCUGGGAGAAAGGAUUUACCGGCUGGAUAUACAUCGUCGCCUUCGUCUUCAGGGUUUGGAUUGUCACAACCAACUUGGGGAGUGCCUGCGCGUCAGAAUAAUUUUUACGACGGAGGAGUUGUGACUGGUGUUCCUGUUCCUGUUCCUGUUUGGAGACAGAAAGAAAGCCAGCAAUUCCGAAUCAAGUAAACAAUGAGAAGGUGUGAGAUUUCAGUACCAUUCGAGUACAGCUCCCAAACAAAACAAUAAAACGACGUAAAGUUUGGAAAUUUAUUGCGGAAAGUAAGAUUGAGUUCCGUUGAAUGUACAACACUUACAGAUGAUUGCUACUAUAUUUUAGAUAGAUUCUGACUGCUCCUGCCAAAUAUUUAAUUUAAGCCUGAGAAUCUUUGGAUUACUCCAAGAGAGCCAAGAUUAAAGAUUUAAAGAAUUAAACGGGUGUUCUUAAAAGGACACUGUAAGAAUUAUGGAUGAAGAUUGCUGAGAUCAAAUAAUCCUAGAGAUUAUACAACAGUCAUUGAGGUGUUAAGGAAUAGUCAUAAGCAUUAGUAAAAAUGAGAAGAUUAAUCAUUCCUCAAGAUUUAAGAACAUCAUUAUUCUGUAGCUCUUGUUUCUAUUCCAGAUGAAACCUAAUUUCAAGUUUGCCUAUUGUA
This is a messenger RNA of Ricinus communis (castor bean), 1166 nucleotides long. RefSeq names its product BON1-associated protein 2. NCBI's taxonomy places the organism in Eukaryota, Viridiplantae, Streptophyta, Magnoliopsida, Malpighiales, Euphorbiaceae. The coding region runs from base 94 to 702 and encodes 202 amino acids. The transcript is spliced from 2 exons. The record is from RefSeq and is a predicted model, not a curated record. Gene Ontology annotation, biological process: defense response.